GUAGAGGCGUAUGUUUUUAGACUUUUUUUUAUUUUUUUAGGCUUCGACUCAGUCACUGUGUCAGAUGUUAUUAGAAACUUAUCCAGCCCAAUUCAGAGCGAAACACAGGAGCGUCAGAAGGGACGAACGAGAGGCGAAUCGAAUCAGCAGGUGCUUUAAAAAAUGGCCCAACAGCUAAACAAUGAAGAAGGGACCACAUUAAUUCCACCACAGAAAUCUGACUCAAGGAGUUCGAUGAUCGCUGCAUCUUUUAAUUUUAUCAAUUCCAUCAUAGGAUCGGGGAUAAUAGGUUUACCGUUUGCACUGAACCAGGCGGGGCUCCCGUUUGGCCUUCUUCUGUUGGUAGUUGUUGGAUUCAUCACAGACUACUCGAUCAUCCUGCUAAUUAAAGGAGGAAACCUGUCAGGGACGAACAGUUAUCAGUCUCUGGUGCGAAGCACAUUUGGUUUGCCUGGAUUUCUAAUUUUAUCUGCACUGCAGUUCUUGUAUCCUUUUAUUGCUAUGAUCAGCUACAACAUCACAACCGGUGACACCCUGACCAAAGUGUUUGCAAGAAUACCAGGAGUUGGUCCAGGUCACUUGCUUGCAGAGCGCCACUUUGUGAUCUUGCUAUCAACCGUCCUGUUCACGCUGCCUCUCUCGCUUUAUCGAAACAUAGAGAAACUGGGCAAGGUGUCCUUCGUGUCAAUGGUGCUGACACUUAUCAUCCUCAUCAUUGUAAUCAUCAAAGCAGCUACCCUUGGACCCCAAAUCCCCCCCACAGAGGAUGCAUGGGCAUUUGCAAAGUGGAAUGCAAUUCAGGCCGUUGGUGUGAUGUCUUUUGCCUUCAUAUGCCACCACAACAGCUUUCUCAUCUAUGGUUCCCUGGAGCAGCCCACGGUAGCAAAAUGGGCUCAGGUCACCCACAUCUCCGUGUGCUCUGCGCUCAUAAUCAGUGCGGUAUUUGCUGCGGCCGGCUAUGCGACCUUCACUGGCUACACACAAGGAGACAUAUUUGAGAACUACUGCAGAGAUGACAACCUGGCAACGUUUGGCCGCUUCUGUUUUGGCCUCAGCAUAAUAACCACGUUUCCACUGGAGUGUUUCGUCACACGGGAGGUGGUAUCCAACGUCAUUUGCAGGGGGGAGCUUUCUAAAGCUGAACACGUGGCUGUGACUGUGCUCAUAGUGGCACUCUGCACGGCGUUAUCUCUGGCCUACGACUGUCUGGGAGUUGUCUUGGAGCUGAAUGGUGCUCUGAGUGCCACGCCUCUGAUCUUCAUCAUCCCAUCAGCGUGCUACCUCAAACUCUCCUCUGGACGCUGGUUCCAGGGAGAAAACUUGAUACCCGCCGGGCUGAUUUUAAUGGGUUUCUUUGUCAUGAUCACUGGUUUGACCAUGACUAUAGCCUACCCUAAUGACUGUUCACACGGCGUGGAGAUGUUCUAUUGUGCGGACGCCAACUCUACAAGCACCGUGGCACCUGUAUGAAACAUGUUUACAUUGUAUGGCAAAGUAUAUGUACUUGGACAUCCCCAUACGCUUAAUGUAUGUUCCUUUUUUGUCUUUGUGAUUGGGAUAUUUGGUUACCUAAGCUUCAUUAAGAGUUUAGACAGUUUGGGUAAAUGCCUUCCUUCAUCAUAAUCGUGCUUUGAUAUGCAAAAACAAGCUUAAAAAAAGAAACUGUUCUGUGAAAGAACCUAAAUCUCGUCAAAGCCCCCGUACAUAUGAAGGUAAGGGUGACCAGGCAGAAAUAUCUACCCUGGGAACGAAUAUCUACAGCCACAAUUUUAGAGAAAGUCUUUCAAUGAAUGAAGAGAGUCGCUGUGUUACACUUUUUGGUCAUAUAUACUUUCUCAUAUACGUGGGAAUGUUUAAUUUGCAGUUUUUAUGUUGGAAUCAGCAGCCUGUCUUGAUAAAGCAGUACGUUCACGCUGUGGAUUAUUGAGGGAAGAAGUCGCUCCGUAUCCAGCCACUUGGUGUCACUGCAGACAAAUAGAACUUUUAUUAAAAGGAAGUACAAAACAA
Molecule: messenger RNA, 2007 nt
Organism: Mugil cephalus (flathead mullet)
Lineage: Eukaryota; Metazoa; Chordata; Actinopteri; Mugiliformes; Mugilidae
Gene: slc38a11
Product: solute carrier family 38 member 11
Exons: 12
Coding region: 163-1470 (435 amino acids)
Biological process (GO): amino acid transmembrane transport
Molecular function (GO): amino acid transmembrane transporter activity
Source: RefSeq, a predicted model, not a curated record